AUGCCCCCUAUAACCUUCAUAACCUCCAACCCCAACAAACUGCUCGAAGUAACCGCCAUCCUCCCCAACACCAUCUCUCUCACGCACCGCGCCCUCGACAUCCCCGAGAUCCAGGGAUCCCUCGAAGAGAUAGCCAUCGCCAAAUGCCGGCGGGCUGCUGAGAUCAUCCAAGGACCAGUCCUGGUCGAGGACUCGGCGCUGGAGUUUCGCGCGAUGAAGGGAUUGCCGGGGCCAUACGUUAAAUACUUCUUUGAAGCGCUCGGAAACGACGGGCUGAACCGUCUACUAGACGGGUUUGAUGACCGCACGGCUGAGGCAGUGUGCACCUUUGGGUAUUCGCCUGGGCCUGGAAGACAACCGCUGUUGUUCCAGGGGAGGAUCACGGGUGUUAUUGUUCCGCCGCGGGGGCCGCCGGUUUUUGAAUGGGCUGUCCCAUCGAUACAAAGCCCUGGUCAAAUUCCAAGAGUGGCUGUCGAGUACGAGUCUGCGGUAGCAUCUACUUCUUAA
Messenger RNA from Aspergillus terreus NIH2624, 507 nucleotides. RefSeq names its product non-canonical purine NTP pyrophosphatase. The transcript is spliced from 4 exons. Gene Ontology annotation, molecular function: nucleoside triphosphate diphosphatase activity. The record is from RefSeq and is a predicted model, not a curated record. Gene Ontology annotation, biological process: nucleoside triphosphate catabolic process. Gene Ontology annotation, cellular component: cytoplasm. NCBI's taxonomy places the organism in Eukaryota, Fungi, Ascomycota, Eurotiomycetes, Eurotiales, Aspergillaceae. The coding region runs from base 1 to 507 and encodes 168 amino acids.